This is a messenger RNA of Nerophis ophidion (straightnose pipefish), 3266 nucleotides long. Its product is annotated as oocyte zinc finger protein XlCOF22-like. Lineage: Eukaryota; Metazoa; Chordata; Actinopteri; Syngnathiformes; Syngnathidae. The record is from RefSeq and is a predicted model, not a curated record. The transcript is spliced from 3 exons. The coding region runs from base 273 to 1709 and encodes 478 amino acids.
AUUAUUGCAGUCGUCACAGUUCAGUGUUCUUAAUCUAUGCCUCCAUGUACACAUAUAUGUCCUUUAUUACACUCUAGUAAAUAGAGUAAACAUCGUUAAUAACUGUUUGCAUCCGGUUAUAUUAGUCUGAGCGCACUUUGAUGCUUCUCGAGCUAGCUUAGCCUGCUAGUUAGCUUAGCUUGUUAGCUGCUAACAAAGAGAGGCGGAAGUGAUCAAAACACAUCACUAAGUAAAGAUCAAGUGUGAGUGUAAAGUGUUGUGAUUGUGUGAAAAUGUGCCAAAGAACCACAGCAGAGUACGAGGAGGAACUUUAUCCAACAAAAGAGGAGAAGGAGCAACAACAUGAAAAACAUCAAGUUGUGUUACACAGAACAGACAUCCAUCAGCUGAUUGGACACCAAGAAGAAUGUCUCCCUCAUCUGCAGGGGGACAGUUUCACUGUAAAGUAUCCACAGCCCUCACAUUUUAAAGGGGACAAGGAGGUUCCACAGCCCUCUUAUUUCAAAGAGGAAGAGGGGGGAGAGUGUCCUGUAGGGCAGGAGGAGGCUGAUGUCAGCAAGUUUCCCCUGACUGUUGUCUCUGUGAAGACUGAAGAGCAUGAAGACAAACCACCUGAGUCCUCACAGCUUCAUCACAGUCCAAACAUCUGUGAAGAACAUCUUCACCCUGAGCAACAGAAGUGGAGCUUCAGGAUGCGGACAGAGGAGCCACAGCCCUCCCACAUUAAGAAGGAAGAGGAAUACCCACUGAUACUCCAUUUUAAAAAGGAAGAGGAGGACCCACUGACACCCCAUUUUAAAAAGGAAGUGGUGGAUCCACUGACUCCUCACUUUAAAGAGGAAGAGGAGGACCCAGUGACCCCUUACAUUAAAGAGGAAGAGGAGGAAGAGGGCAUCAGUCAGCCUAAAUGGUUGGAGGAGUUCCCAGUGACUGGUGUCCCUGUGAAGAGUGAAGAUGAUGAGGUGAAAGGUGAAAGUGAGGAGAGGGGAGGGGGGGAGCCUCCAAGCAGCAGCUCAACACAACACAUGACAACAGAAGCUGAUGGAGACCACUGUGGAGGAUCACAAGCAGACAAGCUCUUAGCUCCACUAUCAGAUAGUGAGGACACAACGUCACACUCUCCUGACACUGAUGAUGAAGACUCUAAAGAUGAUAAGACAUGUCACACUGACAACACUCACUUCACUUGUCCUCACUGUCACAAAACUUUUAAAUACCAUUGUCGUCUGAAAUCACACAUGAGAACACACACUGGAGAAAAACCUUUUUCUUGCUCAGAAUGUGGUAAAGGUUUUACACGAAGUCAACAUUUGAAAGUACACAUGAGAACACACACUGGAGAAAGACCUUUUUUAUGUUCAAUCUGUGGGAAAGUUUUUAUUCAAAGGUACUAUUUAAAAUCACACAUGAGUACACACACUGGAGGAAAACAUUGUUCCUGCUCAGAAUGUGGUAAAAAUUAUACUCAAAGCCAUAAUUUGAAAACACACAUGAGAAUAGACACUGGAGAAAAACCUUUUUCAUGUUCAAUCUGUGGUAAAAAUUUUACUCGAAGGCAAAAUUUUAAAACACACAUGACAAUACACACUGGAGAAAAACCUUUUUCAUGUUCAAUUUGUGUCAAAAAUUUUACUCAAAGGCAAUCUUUGAAAGUACAUAUGAGAUUACACAAUGGAGAAAAAAAAUGUUUCCUGCUCAGACUGUGGUAAAAGUAUCGUACUAAAUCAAAGUUUAAAAGUACAUAUGAGAACACACACUGGAGUAAAACGUUUUUCAUGUUCAAUCUGUGGUAAAAAUUUUACUCGAAGGCAAAAUUUUAAAACACACAUGACAAUACACACUGGAGAAAAAACCUUUUUCAUGUUCAAUUUGUGUUAAAAAUUUUACUCAAAGGCAAUCUUUGAAAGUACAUAUGAGAUUACCACUGGAGAAAAUAAAAUUUCCUGCUCAGAAUGUGGUAAAAGUUUUGUAAUAAAUCAAGGUUUAAAAGUACAUUUGAGAACACACACUGGAGAAAAACCUUUUUCAUGUUCAAUCUGCGGUAAAGAUUGUACUCAAAAGAAGCAUUUCAAAGCACACAUGACACUACACACUGGAGAAAAACCUUUUUCAUGUUCAAUCUUUGGUAAAAAAUCUAUUCGAAGGCAACAUUUAAAAACACACAUGAGAAUACACACUGGAGAAAAACCUUGUUCCUUCUCAUAAUGUGGUAAAAGUUUUGUCAUAAGACAAAGUUUAAAAGUAAAAAUGAGAACACACGCUGGUGAAAAACCUUUCAUAUGUUCAGUAUGUUGUAAAAGUUAUAUAGGACGACAAUUAAAAUUACACAUGAUAUAGCACUCUGGGGAAAAACCAUACUCCUGUUCAAGCUGCGAUAAAAGCUUUGGUCACCUAAACACUCUUACAGUGCAUAUGAGAACACACGCAGGUGAGAAAGUGCUGAGUUGCAGUGUGUGUGGUGAAAGAUUGUCUUCUAAGUACCAGUGUAAGAAACACAAGUGUGCUGGUGAGAACAGCAGCAGCAAAUGAAACUGCAGGAUUUGAAAUAAACUGUCCAGACUUUCAUUUUGACUUUCUAACAACAUCAGCACAUAUAACAUGUGUGACAUUGUUGUUUGUCUAACAAUCUGUUUAAUAUGCUUCUACAUUUAUAGAUUAGACACUUCAGAUUAGUGUGUUUAUUACAGUCAAGUACAUGAGUUAAUAUACACAUUUGUGUACUUUGAAAUGAACACAACAAUUUGACUGAAAGGGUGAGAAUAAACAGUACAUACAAUUAUGUUACAUACAAUAAACAUUUUAUGUGUAAAUAUCCAUAAUUUACCUCUAUACUUAUUCAUAAUAGUGUUUUAUAUGUGUUUUGAAAAAUGACGUGUUACAUAUUUUAUUUUGUAAUUGUAGAUGAUUCCAUAGAUGAACUCCUUUAUAUGAUGUACAUAUUUGUUUUACAUGUUUUCAUACCUUUGCUUUUGAGUACACAUAAAUCCCUCUUAGUUCAUAUUUACUGGUUCACAUCUGAAACAUCUUGUGGACCACUUCUGGAAGCAUAUUAUUAUUUACUUUAUACAUCAUUUGAACAGUUGUCUUUUAUACAAGAUCUUUUACUUUUAUAAUGUGUGAUUUUUUGAAUAAUUUGUUGGGUCUCUAUAAUCCAUUCUAUUAGUUGUCUUUAUUACUCUCUUGUGUAAUAUGAAUAUUGUGGUGUGAUUGUUUUAUAUGUAUGUCCCCAGACUUUUAUGCAAUAAACAAUGUAUGUUUCAACUGAA